Apus apus (common swift) is the source of this 2233-nucleotide messenger RNA. It is a transcript of the gene PBX4, whose product is annotated as PBX homeobox 4. The record is from RefSeq and is a predicted model, not a curated record. The coding region runs from base 108 to 1412 and encodes 434 amino acids. The transcript has 9 exons. NCBI's taxonomy places the organism in Eukaryota, Metazoa, Chordata, Aves, Apodiformes, Apodidae. Gene Ontology annotation, biological process: eye development; neuron development; regulation of transcription by RNA polymerase II. Gene Ontology annotation, cellular component: nucleus. Gene Ontology annotation, molecular function: RNA polymerase II cis-regulatory region sequence-specific DNA binding; DNA-binding transcription factor activity, RNA polymerase II-specific.
GCGCGGCGGGGCCGGUGCGGGGCCGGGGGGCGCUGCGGGCGCUGGGCCCUGUUGUGUGGCAGCCGCGGCCGAGCGGCCCCGCCGCCCCCCCCCCCCCCCCCCCGGCCAUGGAGGACCCGUCGCGGCUGCUGGCGGCCGGGGUGAGCCUGCCCGCUGGGAUCCCACCUCCUCCUCCUCCUCCUCCUCCACCCGCCGCCGCCGAUCCGGUCGGAGCCGCCGCAGCGGCGGGGCCGCCGCCACCGCCCGCCCACCACGACACGGGCGAUGUCCUGCAGCAGAUCAUGGCCAUCACCGACCAGAGCCUGGAUGAGGCCCAGGCCAGGAAACAUGCCUUGAACUGCCACAGGAUGAAACCUGCUCUUUUCAGUGUGCUCUGUGAAAUCAAGGAGAAAACAGUGUUAAGUAUUCGUGGUAUUCAGGAAGAAGAUCCCCCAGAUGCUCAACUAAUGAGACUAGAUAACAUGUUGCUGGCCGAGGGUGUCUCCGGGCCGGAGAAAAGAGGAAGAGGAGGAGGACCAAUGGCUGUAGCAGCAACAUCAGGUGGCUGUCCAAAUGACAAUAGCAUUGAACACUCUGACUACAGGGCCAAGCUGUCACAGAUCCGACAGAUUUACCACUCUGAGCUAGAGAAAUAUGAACAGGCCUGCAGUGAGUUCACCACCCACGUGAUGAACCUGCUGAGGGAGCAGAGCAGAACCCGGCCCAUUUCUCCCAAGGAAAUCGAGCGGAUGGUGAACAUCAUCCAUGGCAAGUUCAGCACCAUCCAGAUGCAGCUGAAGCAGAGCACGUGUGAGGCCGUGAUGAUCCUGAGGUCACGUUUCCUCGAUGCCAGGCGUAAACGACGUAACUUCAGCAAACAGGCCACAGAGGUGCUGAAUGAGUAUUUUUAUUCCCAUCUGAGCAAUCCUUACCCCAGUGAAGAGGCCAAAGAAGAGCUUGCAAAGAAAGGUGGCAUCACAGUUUCACAGGUUUCCAACUGGUUUGGUAACAAGAGAAUUCGAUACAAAAAGAACAUGGGGAAGUUCCAAGAAGAAGCCAAUAUUUACGCCGCGAAAACGGCGGUGGAUGCAACUAAUGUGGUGGCUCAAACCAACCAGGCAAACUCUCCAUCGACUCCAAAUUCAGCUUCCUCUGGUUCUUUUAAGAUGACAAAUUCUGGAGAUUCCUUUAUAAACUUGCAGUCCUUGACUUCCUACCAGGGCUCCCCAGUGGGAACCAAUGUGCAGUCCCAGAUGGAUUCCUUACAUCAUGUCAUCCACCAGACAGGAAGAUAUGACACAAUUGUGGGGAAUCCUUUGUACACGACGCAGCGUAUUGAUGCUAAUGGCAGCUGGCAGGAUGCUACCACCCCUUCAUCAAUCACUUCACCUGCUGGAGACCCUGGAAGUGUUAAUUCGGAUGCGUCUAAUUAAGUUGUUUUUUUUUAGGACCUAUCGAUGAGAGGAAAAGAGGUCAUUAGUGUAAUUUGUCAAUGUUGCUCUUUUGCCAAUACUUUAUUUUUUUUUUUUUGUGUUUAUACAACUUGACACACAGCUAAUUACCUCAGAACAAACCCUGGAACCAAUAGAAGAUUGUGAUUACAAUGAUACCUCUCUACCUCUCAGCCUCACGCAGUCAAGUUCUUUUUACUUCAUGCCCAUUGGGAUGUGAAAUUGUUUUGAAAAGAACUUGCUUCCUUUUCCUAACCAAAUUCAUUUUUUUAAGAUAAGGGAUUUUACGGUAAGAAGCAGAAAAGUGUCUCUUCUAGAACUUUGUCUCAAAAUUUUACAGCUUAAGGGAAAAAAAAAAAAGAAAAAAAUUGACUUAUUUUAAUUUCCACAAAGUUUUUUACUAUGAAAAUUUAUGUUCUAGUUGAUAGCUACUAACAUUUAAAACCCCACCCCUGUAUUGUAAUUGUACGCGUUCUCUGUAUUGUAAUUUUGUAUAGGAAAAAUAAGCUUUUCUUAACUAGAAUUCAUUCUGAGCUGAUUGAAUCAGGAGGUUGCUUUACCAAAACUCUCGCUGGACUUUACUCCUCGGGUAGGACCUUCCAUCCCAGUCUCAUUCCACGUAAUUUAAUGUCUAGUGAUCAAAAAAAAAAAACCAACAAACAACAAACCCACAAAACCACCACCACACACCCUGUGGAUAACAGGUUCCCUGCGCCUCUCUACAGCUGUUAACACAGAGUCCUUUUCAGUUGAGAUUUUAUCAGAGAUAAUAAACUUCCAAAGCCUUUUUUUUUUUUCUUUUU